Suncus etruscus (white-toothed pygmy shrew) is the source of this 2206-nucleotide messenger RNA. RefSeq names its product DEAD-box helicase 6 (gene DDX6). Gene Ontology annotation, molecular function: mRNA binding; ATP binding; RNA helicase activity. Lineage: Eukaryota; Metazoa; Chordata; Mammalia; Eulipotyphla; Soricidae. The record is from RefSeq and is a predicted model, not a curated record. Gene Ontology annotation, cellular component: cytoplasmic stress granule; P-body. Gene Ontology annotation, biological process: cytoplasmic stress granule assembly; P-body assembly.
AGCGAGCGAGCGAGCGAGGAAGGAGCCGCCGCCAUUUUGCGCGCUGGGAGUCCACAAUAAAGGAGCGAGCGGCGCCGGGCGCGGGUCACUGCGGUGUCGGCGUCGGCCUCGGCGGGACGCGGCGGGACCGGGGACCUGCGGGGCUCCGCUCCGAGAUUGAAGUGAUUUCAGAAAAUUCAACCCUGUUAGAGGGCAUUUAAAAAAUAUAUAAAGUUGAUUUGGUGCAUGAGAGCAAGUUACUGCUGCUUACCGUUCAGAGACUUACAGGUGCUUGCCUGCAUUGCAAUAAAGGACUCAAUAUAUUGAGCAAGACUUCUAUUUAUCUCUUCGUUUUGGAGAGCCUAAUAAACUGUUAUUACAGUUUCUCUACUGACUUUCAAAAGUUUUCACGUUUGAAAGAGACAUCUUUGCAAAUACUACAGCAUGAGCACGGCCAGAACAGAGAACCCUGUUAUAAUGGGUCUUUCCAGUCAAAAUGGUCAGCUGAGGGGCCCGGUGAAGCCCAGUGGUGGCCCCGGAGGAGGGGGUACACCUACACAGCAACAGAUGAACCAGCUGAAAAACACCAACACAAUGAAUAACGGCACUCAGCAAGCACAGAGCCUGACCUCCACAAUUAAACCUGGUGAUGACUGGAAAAAGACUUUAAAACUCCCUCCAAAGGAUCUAAGAAUCAAAACUUCGGAUGUGACCUCCACAAAAGGAAAUGAGUUUGAAGAUUACUGUUUGAAACGGGAGUUACUGAUGGGAAUUUUCGAAAUGGGCUGGGAAAAGCCAUCUCCUAUUCAGGAGGAGAGUAUUCCCAUUGCAUUAUCUGGUAGGGAUAUAUUAGCUAGAGCAAAAAAUGGAACAGGCAAGAGCGGUGCCUACCUCAUUCCCUUACUUGAACGGCUAGACCUGAAGAAGGAUAAUAUACAAGCAAUGGUGAUUGUUCCCACUAGAGAACUUGCUCUACAGGUCAGUCAAAUCUGCAUCCAGGUCAGCAAGCAUAUGGGAGGGGCCAAAGUGAUGGCGACCACCGGAGGAACCAAUUUACGUGAUGACAUAAUGAGACUGGAUGACACAGUGCACGUGGUGAUAGCUACGCCUGGAAGGAUCCUGGAUCUUAUCAAGAAAGGAGUAGCAAAAGUUGAUCAUGUCCAGAUGAUAGUGUUGGAUGAGGCUGAUAAGUUGCUAUCACAGGAUUUUGUGCAGAUAAUGGAGGAUAUUAUUCUCACGCUACCUAAAAACAGACAGAUUUUAUUAUAUUCUGCUACUUUUCCUCUUAGUGUACAGAAGUUCAUGAAUUCCCAUUUGCAGAAACCCUAUGAGAUUAACCUGAUGGAGGAGCUAACAUUAAAGGGAGUAACCCAGUACUAUGCUUACGUAACUGAGCGCCAGAAAGUACACUGCCUCAACACGCUCUUCUCCAGGCUUCAGAUAAAUCAAUCGAUCAUUUUCUGUAACUCCUCUCAGCGAGUUGAAUUACUGGCCAAGAAGAUUUCUCAACUGGGUUAUUCUUGCUUCUAUAUCCAUGCUAAAAUGAGGCAGGAACAUCGAAAUCGUGUGUUUCAUGAUUUCCGAAAUGGCUUAUGCCGCAAUCUUGUUUGCACUGAUUUGUUUACCCGAGGUACUGAUAUCCACGCUGUGAAUGUGGUGAUAAACUUUGACUUCCCAAAGCUGGCAGAGACCUAUCUCCACCGUAUUGUAAGAUCAGGUCGUUUUGGUCAUCUUGGCUUAGCCAUCAACUUGAUCACAUAUGAUGAUCGAUUCAACCUAAAAAGUAUUGAGGAGCAGCUGGGAACAGAAAUUAAACCUAUCCCAAGCAACAUUGACAAGAGCCUCUAUGUGGCAGAAUACCACAGCGAGCCUGUAGAAGACGAGAAACCUUAACAAGCGUGUGUGCACAGCCACAGCAAAGCUUUGACAAAACUACAGAAGGCUCGUUUGGAUCUGUGACACAUCAUUUUUGAGGAAAUGCUCUUCUCUUUGUGGGUUUUUCAUCUUCUUUUAUUUUGGAACUAUGGAGACAUAGAAGAGGUCAGACUUUCUUUUUUCUUUUUUUAAACUGGUGAAGAAAAAAAGCUGAAGAGAAGGAACUUACCUUUUUUGUUCCACUUGUUUGCACUGUGUGCUGACUGAACUUUAGUUGCACUAACUGCUCAUGUUUAAAAAAAUGUUUUCUGGGAAAGGGGGACAAGGAAGGAGGAAGAAGAAGAGAAGGGGA